Messenger RNA from Chelonus insularis, 4049 nucleotides. Its product is annotated as dentin sialophosphoprotein-like. The record is from RefSeq and is a predicted model, not a curated record. The transcript has 3 exons. The coding region runs from base 75 to 3560 and encodes 1161 amino acids. Lineage: Eukaryota; Metazoa; Arthropoda; Insecta; Hymenoptera; Braconidae.
UCCUCUGACUAAAGUUUACUCAAUAAAUAAACAUUAUGGAAUAAUCUAAAAGUUUUGAUAAAUUAAUAAAUAAAAUGGAGUUAGGACUAGGAACUACUCUUUUACCUGGUGAUCCUCGAUUGAUAGAUCAUAUUGUUGGUGAGGUAAAAUCACAAGGAAUAUUCGAUCAAUUUCGUAAAGAUGCAAUUGCUGAUGUUGAUACAAAGCCAGCAUAUCAAAACUUAAGAACUCGAGUUGAAGGAUCAGUAAAUUCAUUCCUAGCUAAACAAGUAUGGAAAGCUGAUUUAAAUAAAAAUCAGCUAAGAGAAACAUUGAGAAAACACAUCUCAGAUGGAGCAUAUUUGGAUGCAGGUGUUGAAAGAAUUGUGGAUCAAGUAGUGAAUCCAAAAAUUUAUUCAGUUUUUAUGUCUCAAAUUGAAGAUGUUGUUUAUAAGUAUUUAGGGUUAGAAAAACCAAAACGUGAAAAAAAUGGACCGUGUGGUAUUAAGGAUCUAUUACCAAUAGAUUUAGACCCAGUAUCACCUGAAUCUGAUAAAAAUAGCCUGAAAGACAUUUCCCUUGAUUCAGCAGACGCAGACCUUCUUUCGUUAAAUAAUAAAACUGAUAUUGAAAAGAAUGAAGAAAACACUGAAACUGAUAAAGUUGAAAACAACGAUAAUGUCCAGGUUAAAAAUGAAAACAAUGAAGCAGAUGAAAAGACAGCUGAUGAGGAAGAGAAUAAAAUACCAAGUUCUACUCCUCCUCCGAUAGAUUCUAAUUUGUUAAAUGAUUCAGCUAAAUCUGACGAUAAGACGGAAGAGGAAGAAGAAGACAGCCCAGUAUUCGAACCUAUUGAUAUAAUGAAUUUCAAUGAAUCUAAUGUUUCGAAUGAUUCACAUUUAUCUGGAAUAUCAGAAUUAACAAGUCACCGAUCUCGUAGUCCGGACUUUAGUAACGAAUUUUCAAGAGAUAACUUUGAUUUUAGUAAUCAAGAUUCACAAUUUAGUAAAGUAUCAUCUGAUUCUCGUUUAUCGAUUGUAACUGAUUUUGGUUCUUCCAAUCCAGCAUCAACGCCAAUCUUGGAUUCAUUAAAAGAAGAUGGUAAUAAAGAUAAAUUAUUUAAAGAUAACUUGAAAACAUCAAAUGAUGACUUUGAUAAAAAUAAAGAAAAGGACACCAAAAUAAAUGAUUCUAACAGGCAUAAAGAUAAUGUGUCGGACAGUAAAGACGGAUUUGAUACGAAAAGUUUAAAAAGUAAUUUAUCUUCGAAAGAACAAUCACGUGAUUCUACUGAUGGCAAAAAUACGGAUAGAAGUGAAUCUAAGGAUAAAGAAAGACAUCGUAAAUCGUCUAAAUCAAAAUCAUCAAAAGAACGUUCUGAUUCUAGAGAUUCCAGAAGUCAUCGAGAUAGAAGCCAUAAAAGUAAAUCUAGUUCAUCAGAUAAUAAAAGUGAUAAUGCGGAUAAAACAAAAACGGAAAAGAAAGAAAGUGAACGUAAAAAUCUGGAAAAGCCUCAAGAAAAAGAGAUUUCUUCGAAAAAUAAAGAAGAAAAGACGAGAGAUGUUAGUGGAAAAGAACCAAAAGAUUUGAAAGAUAUUUAUAAGGAAAAAAUACGAGAGUUGAGAGAAAAGAAAGAAUUAACAGAAAAAGAGAAACUAAAUAAAGACAACAAAGAUUUAAAAUCUACCAGUGAUUCAAAGGAUAAGAAAUCAUCAUCUAAAAGUAAAAAAGAUAGUUCAGGUUCAUCUGAUAGUAAACAUAAUUCAAUUCAGAAUGAUAAUAAAAGUAAAUCCUCGUCAUCGUCAUCAUCUUCAUCGGCGUCAUCAUCUUCGUCAGCAGAUGGUAUUAAAAAUUCUAAAAAUAAUAAUAAAGACAAGUCAAAGACAGAUGAACGACAUUCUUCAAGUUCAAGAGAUGGUAAAAGUAGAAGUCAGUCAGAAUCGAAAAAAUCUUACAAGUCUGAAAAAGACGAAAAAUCAGAGAAAAGAAGUGAAUCGAAAUCGUCACAAGAUUCAAAGAGAGAUAAGAAUUCCGAAAAAUCUGAAAGUAAACGCGAUUCAGAUUCGAAAGAUAAAAAACGUAGGAAUGAGAAAAAAUUAAAAUCGAAGGAUGAUCAUGGAAGUCUAAGAAAAAAUACAAAUGAUCGAAGAUCUUCAGAUCGUGAUGGAUCAAGUGGUUCUAAUAGUAAGAAUAGUAAAAGUGCACCAAGUCCAACCUCUUCAUCAACAAAACCAACAGAUUCCAAUUUAAGUAAAGAAUCCGGUAAGCCUAAUAAUACCAAUAGCGAAGCUUCUGACACUGUAGAUGAAUCACAAACAGAAGAAAGCCAUCCAAAUAACAUUCAGAAAAAUAUGAUAAUUAAUACGUUAAAUAACGAAAAUAUUGGACAUGUAGAUAAUGAAAGUAAUCUUAAACGACUAGAUGUAGGUCAAAAUGAAAUAAGUCUUCCGUUAAAAAAGCGUCCACUUCAAUCAGAAACUGAUCACAAGUCAGAUGAACCCGCUGUCAAAAAAUUCAAGACGAUAGAUAAUUCAUUAGAAACGAAGAAACCAGUAAGAACAGAAAAAAAACUUAAUAAACAUAAAAGUAAGAGUAUAGAUAAUGAAAAAGUUGUGAAAUCAAGUGAUAAAAAUUUCGAUAUAGAAACUUAUUCUAAUGUUCCUGAUGAAGAACGUGUACAGAUUAUCGAAAUAAGAGUUGAUGAAGAAGACGAGCCAUAUCCAAAUGAAGACUGUUUAAAAUCAGAGAAACCAUCCAGUGUGAUAUUAGAAGAAACAUCGAUUUUCAAUUCUGAAUUAAUUACAAAACAAAUUCAUUCUAAAUCCGCAUCAUCUAUAGAUGAAUUAUCUGCAAGACUAUCAUCAAACGAAAUAAUCUUAGAUAAUAAAUUGAAACAAUCAACAAACAAUAUGGAUCACGAGAGUCUAUCCAAGAUGGAUAAAUUGCAAAAAAUAGAUCAUUCUUCUAGAAAAGAAAAUGUUAGAGAAUAUAGUAAAUUGAGUAAAUUUUCCGAUGAUGAAGAAGAUUGUUUAUAUUUUUUACCAGACAAUGAUAAAUUAAAUAGAUUUAAUAAAUUUUUAAAAUCACUUGAGGAAGAGGAAAGUUCAAUCGAUGAAGAAAUGAAAAAAAUACAUGAUGAAUCUAAGUCUUCCGAAUUUCAUACGAUGGCCCCACCCCUAUUAAAACGCAAAUACUCCACGAGUCCAACUUUAUCUGACAUCCUGCUGAAUAAUUCAGAUAAUAAUAAUGAAAGUGGACAUGCAAAUAAACUUAAUAUAAUAACAUCUGAUGAAGAAGGGGCUGCUAAAAGGAAAAGAGUAGGUCGACCAAAAAAACAGAGGCCAAGUGUAAGUUCGUCAAGCCCACAAAGUGUAAUUAAUGGUGGUGAAAAUUUUGUAUUGCCACUGAGUCCAGAAAGUGAUGUGUCAGCAACCAGUGAAAAAAUAUCAUUACAUAAUCUGAAAGAUGAUAAAAGUCGACAACGCAAUAGUAAUCAGCGCUAUACAAGUGAUGAUUUAUAUAAACCACGGCCACUUUUUGUAAGCUCAUCACGGAGAAGUAGAAGGUCAGAUCAAAUAUAGCUAGCAGGCAAUCACGUAGCAUUGCUCAAAGAAACAAAUUUUUUGGUAUUUGUUCAAAAUAAUUAUUGUUAAUUCUAUAACAAAUCAAUUUUAGGUUAUUAUAUAUUUUUUUACAAUGACAUUUGACAAUUUAAUUUGAUCAAUUUAAACUAAAGAAUAAUGUACUUUAAAAUCUGUAAAUACCAUUGUUAAUAUGUUCAACUAUCAUAACGUACUAUAAUAUGAGUUAUUAUAAUGUUGAAUGUCGUUGACUUGAUUAUCACAUUAAUUUAAAAUUACUUUUAUAUUAGUUCUAAUUAUUACUUCGAAAAUUAACGAUUGAUUUUUUCGAAUUAGAAUACAGUCUGAUAACCAAGUCAACGAUGUGACUCAAAAGGUUCAUUCAAUGAAUAAAUAUAAUAAUCUUUGAAUAUACUUAGCUGAGUUUAGAUAUACAUUAUUAAUACACUUUAAAAAUUUCUUGAUAAAUAAAAAUUUGUAAAAAAUAUA